AUGUCUGACAAUUUGGGGAAUUCGGUGAUAAACUUGAAGCUACUCAUAGAUGAAGAGAAAAACAAGGUUGUGUUCGCUGAGGCUGGUAAAGACUUCGUGGACAUACUCUUUAGCUUCUCGACAAUGCCAAUGGGAACAAUCGUUAGGCUGCUAGAGAUGCAUCAGAAGUCAAAGUCAGUAGCGAUAGGCUGUUUCAACAACAUCUAUGGAAGCGUCGCGAGUUUGGGGAUGAAGCAUUUCAGUACCGAAGCUUCCAAGCAGAUGCUUAUGUAUCCGGAGAGUUUGAAUCAGGAGAAAUACCAAAAGCUUAAGCUGGUGAUAGAUGAUUCGAAAGCUACCAAGUGUUACAUGUGCCCUAUGUUUGUGCGAAGCGGGCAAUGUAGCAAAGGGUAUAGCAAUUUCAAUACCUCGAGGUGUAGCUGCUGUGGGAAUCUGAUGAGUGAAGUGAUUCAGUUUCAAGGAGAAGGAGGAGGAGGAAGAGCAAGUGGUGUUGAUGGUGGAGUGUUUGUGAGGAGUGGUCAGACUUCGUUCAUCAUCACUGAUGAUUUGAAAGUCAAAGUUAACUCUGUUGGGUCAACACUCAAUGUGCUCAAAGAUCUUGGCUAUGCAGGAUUGGAUAAGUUGGUUGAGGUGAUUCUUGAUGUCAAUCUCCAAGAGGUAGCGACUUUGCUGGAGUGCUUAUUCACAUCGGAGUCUCCAUUGACUGAUACGUUUCUGAGGAAAAAAAGCUCACAUGGCAUGAAGAGGGUUCACAAAACGCUGAGUCAUGCCUCCGAGGAAGAUGGAGGACAGGAAUCAAAAGCUGAUCAAAUGAUUACUCUAAAUGCAUAUGUUAGGAAGAAGGAAGGGAACAUUAUUUAUGUGGAAUGCGGUGAAGACUUUGUGGAUCUUCUUUUCACGUUUCUUGCUAUGCCUCUAGAGUCUGUAUGGGGAAUCUCUGGCGGCAACGGAUUCAUUCUUGGAUGCAUUGGGAACUUGUGCAAAAGCUUCAAGGAACUGAGUGUUGAUUCGGGAAGAGGAGAAGCUUCGGGUUUCAAAUGUGUGCUUCCACAUUACUACAAGUGUCAGAAGCAGCAGCUUCUUCUUGAUGUUGUCACUACGCAUAAGCCACCGACUUACUACCGUUAUGUUUCCUUCUCUGUGGAUCACUUUAGAGAGUACCGUUUGACUGGAAACUCCGGUAAGAGGCUUGUGUAUGAUUGGGAUAAGCUCGUGCCAGUGACUUCUGUAGAUCCGAAAUGUGAAGAAGGAAACAACACCGUUGAAUCAAGUGGGUUUGUAAAGAGAGGGACGAAGUUCAUGGUGACAGAUGAUCUCAUCAUUACUCCUGCGAACUCAACCUCGACCAUUAAGAUGUUAAGGGACAAGCAGACCGGGCUAGCUGAUGUGGAAGUGCGAGUGAUCAAGAUGAAAAAAGAAGAGGUUGUCAGAUUAUUGCGAGCUUCAUUUGCGACAUUUUCUGCCUUAAGCUCUGGUCUUCUAGGUAUGGAAUCAGCUUCGACAAGUGUUCCUGAAAGCCGAUUUUACAAGAAGCCGAAGAUUGAGACUUGA
This is a messenger RNA of Microthlaspi erraticum, 1551 nucleotides long. NCBI's taxonomy places the organism in Eukaryota, Viridiplantae, Streptophyta, Magnoliopsida, Brassicales, Brassicaceae. The record is from the annotation of a GenBank genome assembly.